AUGAUGUUCAGACUUGUGCACCUGAGGAUAACGUGGAUGGACAACCAAUUGUUCCAUGUGGUCUUGGAGUUUGUUGAAUUUUCAAGAAACAGCCAAAAACUUCAUGUGAAUAAGAAAGACAUCUCAUGGAAGAGUGAUAGAGACAGUAAGUUUGGGAAAAAUGUCCGAAUACUCUUUGUCCCUUUUGAGUCAAUCAUACAUGUUCAAGCUCUUAAGAUGAUUUGCUUUGUUUGUUUAUUCACAAAGUUUCUCUCUAUCUCUUUUCUUUCUGAGUACUCUCUCUCAAUAAUGGAUGAGUUUUAA
Messenger RNA from Eruca vesicaria subsp. sativa (arugula), 303 nucleotides. NCBI's taxonomy places the organism in Eukaryota, Viridiplantae, Streptophyta, Magnoliopsida, Brassicales, Brassicaceae. The record is from the annotation of a GenBank genome assembly.